AUGGCCAAAGAGCUCGUCUCUCUCCACUUUCUCUCACCACAAUUUCACAUUCCUAUCAGCCUCCGCCCUAAACCACCGCAAAACCCAAUCUUCCCCCGCCGCCGCAACAGAACUUCCAACAACGACGGCGGAGUCCCAUCCAACGAAGUCAAAACCAUCGCCAAGUUCAAAUCCCGACACAACUACAUACGAGUCAUCGAAGUCUCCCGGAGAAGCGACCACCCACUCGCCGGCUCUCGCCUCCUCCUCCUCGACACUCCCGGUAACAUCCACAGCAUCUCUUUCCUUCUCAAAACCUUAACCGAUAGUUACUUCGACGUUUUAGCUACCCUCCCUCCGAUUAUCCCACCAGGACCCAUCGGCGUUCUCGGGUUCGGAGCCGGGUCGACAGCCCGGUUGAUCCUCGAGCUUUACCCACCCGAAUACACUAUCCACGGAUGGGAAAUCGACCCUUCUGUGAUCGACGUAGGUAGAGAGUUCUUUAGCCUCUCUAAGCUCGAGAGAGACCAUAAAGGUAGGAUCUUUAUCAACGUCGGAGACGCCUUGGACGCUAGCGUUAGAGCCGGUUUCUCGGGUAUUCUAGUGGAUUUGUUUAGCGAAGGGAGUGUGGUCAAAGAGCUUCAAGAUCCAAAUGUGUGGAGGGAACUGAAGAGUAGGCUGAGGAAGAGAGGGAGGAUCAUGGUGAACGUUGGAGGAAGGUGUGUGGAAGCUGAGGAUUCAGAGAGGGAUGGAGAUUUGGUUAUGGUGGAAACGUUGAAAGCGAUGAGUCAAGUGUUCGGUGAGAAGCUCUUUGUGAUGACGCUUGGGAAUGGUGAUGAUAGCUCUGUGGCUUUAACCGGUGAUUUACCGGAUCUUGAUGCGUGGAAGAAGAGUCUCCCGGUUCGUGAGUUGCGAAGCUAUGUUGAUAUGUGGAAGCCUUUUACAGGUUUCACCUUGAGCUAAUCAUUUGACAGGGUUCAGCUUGAGCUAAUCAGUUUUUUUUGUUAUGGAUUCUGCUCUCUCUGUUUUGGAUCAUUACCAACCUAAAGUGUUCUGAAACACAAAACUUGUUCUGCCUCAAGACAGAGUUAUGAGUUCAUAAUGUACGAAUCGUUGGCUCUAUAUUGUGUUGUCAUUGUUGAAUCUUAAGGCUUUCUACACACUACUGUUGUGUGUAUGAUCCAAAUCACUGGCUAUCUUCUCUCA
Molecule: messenger RNA, 1185 nt
Organism: Raphanus sativus (radish)
Lineage: Eukaryota; Viridiplantae; Streptophyta; Magnoliopsida; Brassicales; Brassicaceae
Exons: 1
Coding region: 1-942 (313 amino acids)
Source: RefSeq, a predicted model, not a curated record